Molecule: messenger RNA, 3286 nt
Organism: Eriocheir sinensis (Chinese mitten crab)
Lineage: Eukaryota; Metazoa; Arthropoda; Malacostraca; Decapoda; Varunidae
Product: trithorax group protein osa-like
Exons: 2
Coding region: 145-2190 (681 amino acids)
Molecular function (GO): protein-folding chaperone binding
Source: RefSeq, a predicted model, not a curated record
GGAGAGAAGACGAGAGAGUUCUGGAGAGACGGAGAGAAGGCUGUUGUGUGUGCGUGUGUGGGCGGAGAGAGAGAGAGAGAGAGAGAGAGAGAGAGAGAGAGACCUGUACCUAUAUUUAAAGCUAGCUCACUCUCUCACUUCAGUAUGUCCUUCUCCCCCGCCUUUAACGGACUAAGUCGAGACCAGGACAAGUUCUCGAGACCCUUCGAUAGAGACCGCUUUCAUACCGGUAUUAGACAGGAUUUGGACUCGAAGAAGCCCCGCGGAUUCGGUGCUGGUGGACGGGAUAUGUUUUUUAAUGAGUGUUUUCUCAGCCCCGAAGCGAUGUUUACUAAGGCUGACGAAGGCGGUGACGACCCUACACUCCGCGGACGACACCCUCACCACCCACACUUCCGCGUCCCUUCCUGGCUCUCAGACGACCAGGACAUGAAGGAUCUCGCCGCUAGGAUGUCCCACGCUCCGCACUUCGCUACCCUGGGUCGUCGUGGGGGCAGCGCAGGGCCGUGGCGGGAGCGCAGGCACUCUGGUGGAUCAGCCAUGAGUGGAACCUCCGAAGAUGACACGUUUGACCCUUCAGGAGCCGGUGAUAGGAUGUCCCAGGGGUCCUCGGGGUCCUGUGAGCAGUCUGGGGUUCCUCAUGAGAUUCCUAUACGGUUUGAGGCCCCCCCGCCACCGUCCCAGCAGCAGCAGCCCCCCGUAGGACCCCCGACGCAGGGACAACCACAGGAGGGUGAAGGAUGCAUGAACAACAGACCCACUAGAACGACAUCCGCGGUUGAUGCCACGGAGCAUGGAACCAACAGCGGAAUGUCCAAUAGGAACUCGAGGUGUGCGUCAGCUCCCCCGGAAAUGGCAGAGCAGCAACAAGGUCAGGUUCAGGGUCAGGAGCCAGCGCAGAACCAGCAACAACAGCCCCAGAGAUUCGUGUCAAAGAUCAGUAUCACACCACAAGCCCCGACCGUCCCCCAGCCCUCCACGUCCCCGCAGUACUCCCCUCUCCCGGCGAAGUUCAACACAGUCCCCAGGCCGUUCGUGUCGCCAGAUCCCCAACACCAGUACCAACAGCCCCAGCAGCAGUACCAACAGCCCCAGCAGCAAUACCAACAGCCAUACCCACAGCAGUACCCUCAGCAACCCCCCCAGCAGCAGUACCAAGCUCCCCCACAUCCACAGCAGCAGCAGCAGCCUCCCCUUGGUUUCUACCCCCCACAGCCUCAGCCAGAGCAGCAGUGGCAGUUCGGCGGGCAGCAGCAGUACCCUCCACAGCAGUACCCCCAGCAGGAGCCUCAGCGGGGUGGACAGAGGCCUAGUGUGGUGAGAAACAUUCCGAUCUUUGUCGAGGGGCGUGAUGACCCCAUAGACCAGGAGCCCAGACCAGCCGCGCCUCCACAGUGGACGCAGACCCGCCCACAACCCCAACAACAGCCUCAACCACACCCACAACCCCGCCCAGUGCCACAACAACCCCAGCAGCAACCACAACCUCAACCAAUGCCCCGACAGAAGCGCCAGCAGGCCCACCAACCCACACCACCACCACAGCAACCAAUCCCGCACCCUGUCCCAAUGCCGAUGCCGGAACCGCACGGGAUACCCCCCUACCAGAACCAGAACCAGGCACCCCAGCAACCUCAACCCCAGCAGCCUCAACCACAGGAAGCCCCACCUCCGGAACCCCAGCCGUCCGUACCUAAGGACCCGAGAAUGGCGCAGAUCGAGAGGGUUAGCGCUACUGUGAAAGACCUCGUGGGAAAAGUUGAGGAAUACAAGGGCGGGAAGAAGGACCGCGAAUUCCUCUACCUGGAUGAGAUGUUGACAAGAGCGCUGUUGGAACUUGACAACGUGGACCCUGAUGGCUGUGACGAUGUGAGACAGGCCAGGCGAACGGUGAUCAAGGGAAUAAACGCGGCCAUAUCGAAGUUAGAGGAGAAGGCCACAACGCCAUUGAAGGAGGAUCAGAACACUCAACCUCCUCCUCCUCCUCCUCCACCUCCUACCGCUAAUCAGGAUCCCGCAGCGCCUCCCCCUACGACUCCUACGCCUGGUACCACUACACAGGAGGGAGAGAAGACGGAGAAGAGUGAAGAGAAGAUGGAAACGGACCAGAAGGAGGCGGUGAAGAGCGGUGAACCAGCGGAGGGAUCUGCUGAGACGGCGCCCGCACAGCCUGAAGUCAGCAGUAGUUAGUGCAGUAGGCAAUUAGGUGGUUUGCUGACGGAAUAACUGGUUUGCUGACUGAAUGACCGACUUGCUGACUGAAUAUCUGACUUGCUGACUGAAUAAUUAGUUUGCUGACUGAAUGAGUGACUUGCUGACUGAAUAUCUGGUUUGCUGACUGAAUAUCUGGUUUGCUGACUGAAUAACUGGUUUGCUGACUGACUUGCUGACGGAAUGACUGACUUGCUGACUAAAGGGUUGGCUGAUUGAUCGGUUGGCUGUUGGAACUGACCGACUGGCUGACUGGUUGAUGUACUCUCUCGCCCCUCCCCCCAGUUCGAACCCCCCUCCCCUACCGUGCUAGAAGUUGCCUGCUGAAUCAAAAACUGCUGACUUCGCCCCCCCCCCCCUUCAACCCCCACCCCUCCCCCCACCCCCCUUUCAAUACGUAGAUAAUAAGGAAGAUAAUUGAAAAAAUAGUCGAAUAAUCAAUUUUUGUGUCAUUUUUUUUGACCAUUGAAGAUGAAAAAAGAUUUAUAUAUUGUUGUAAAUAGAAUGACAGGAAGAAGUUAGUGAAUGAAUGAAUGAAUGAUUUAGAAAAGGAAUACAUGUGUUGUUAUUAUUAUUAUUAUUAUUAUUAUUAUUAUUAUUAUUAUUAUUAUUAUUAUUAUUAUAUUUUUUUGUUUGUGUAAAUAUUUUGAAGUUAAUGAAUGGAAGGAAAAGAUGAAAAAAGUUGUAUUACAGUUUUAUGAAGGAAAUGUAUUUAUAUAUAUUUGUGUGUGUGUGUGUGUGUGUGUGUCGCUAUUUAUUUAUUGUUCGUGAUUGUAAAUAAAAGCCAAAGAUAAGGAGAUGAAAUGUUUUGAUGUUGAAAAAACCUAACAUUUUUUUAAGUUGUAAAUAUGAAAAAAAAACGAUAAUUAUGAAAAAAAAGUAAAAUGAAAAACUAGAAGGAAGGAAGACAAAACAGAAAAGAUGGAAGAUAUAUAAAGAUUAAUAGAAAGAAAGUAAAGGAAAAUUGAUAAAUGAAGAAAUAGAAAUAAAAAAAGGAAUUAAAAAAGAAAGGAGAAAAAUAAUGUACGAAAAUAAGCUCAGAAAAACAACAACAAGAAAUAAAAACGAAAUAAAG